Molecule: messenger RNA, 748 nt
Organism: Chaetura pelagica (chimney swift)
Lineage: Eukaryota; Metazoa; Chordata; Aves; Apodiformes; Apodidae
Gene: MYCN
Product: v-myc avian myelocytomatosis viral oncogene neuroblastoma derived homolog
Exons: 2
Coding region: 1-630 (209 amino acids)
Biological process (GO): regulation of transcription by RNA polymerase II
Molecular function (GO): RNA polymerase II cis-regulatory region sequence-specific DNA binding; protein dimerization activity; DNA-binding transcription factor activity, RNA polymerase II-specific
Source: RefSeq, a predicted model, not a curated record
AUGAGCCGGUCCGAUGACGAAGACGAGGAGGAAGAGGAAGAAGAAGAAGACGAAAUAGACGUGGUGACGGUGGAGAAGAGACGCUGCUGCUCCUCCUCCUCCUCCUCCAACAAGGCUGUCACCACCCUGACCAUCACCGUGCGCCCCAAAGCCGCCGCCUUCCCGCCGGCCAGGACGCCGCAGAACGAGCUGAUCCUCAAGCGCUGCGCGCCCAUCCACCAGCAGCACAACUACGCCGCUCCUUCCCCCUACGUGGAGAGCGAAGAUGCCCCACCACAGAAGAAGUUAAAAGUCGAGGUGCCCCGUCCGGUCAAACCCACCAUCCCACCAAAGCCUAAGAGUUCAAGCCCUCGGAGCUCUGACUCGGAGGACAGCGAACGUCGACGCAACCACAACAUCCUGGAGCGCCAGCGGCGCAACGACCUGCGCUCGAGUUUCCUCACGUUAAGGGACCAUGUGCCGGAACUGGUUAAAAACGAGAAGGCUGCAAAAGUUGUCAUCUUGAAAAAAGCCACCGAGUACGUCCAUUCCCUUCAGGCAGAGGAGCAGAAGUUACUGCUAGAAAAGGAAAAAUUGCAAGCCAGACAACAACAGUUGCUAAAGAAAAUAGAAUACAAGCGGACUUGCUGAACUUCUGGGUUUGGUUUUGUUCUUUUUUUUGUUUGUUUUUGGGUUGUUUGUUGUUUUUUUUGGGGGCUGACCAGGACAGUCAUUGCCACUUUGCACAUUUUUGAUUCUUUAAAAAAAA